UUAUCAAGUGCAUUGUAGACCACUGCAUCCUGGAAUUAAUGGCUCCCAGUCAGUUCAUCGUCCUCGCCACUUUGGCUCUUCUGCUUCCCUCGAUCGCACUGGCGACGCAGCACACCGUCGGGGAUGAACAAGGCUGGACCAUCAAUUUUGACUACAAGACCUGGGCUGAAAGCAAAGUCUUCCGGGUCGGCGACUCCCUGUUGUUCAAGUACACACCUCCGAACCACAACGUCUUCAGAGUGAACCAGACCGAGUUCCAGCAGUGCAUCAAGCCCGAAGCAAACCUGGCACUGACCACCGGAAAUGACGUCAUCGAGCUCAAGAGCCCGGGGAAGAAAUGGUACAUCUGCGGAGUUGGUCAGCACUGCAGCAACCUCCAGCAGAAGCUCGCCAUCACCGUGCUCGAUGCCUCGGCUCCUGCUCCAACUCCAACCACUCCCUCCAUCCCACCCCCAGAAUCCUCUGCCUUCUCCAUCAAGCUUUCCUCUGGAUCUCAGAUCUUUGUGGCCGCCGGUCUUGCUGCUGCCGUGGCUAUGGCCGUGUUCUAAUCACAUCUCGUGACUUUCAGCAUCUGUUUAUUCUGAUAUGGUCAGUUCAUGCCCCAAAAUAAUUUGAUUGCUAUAAUGUUCACUUUAUUCUUUCAUUUUGCAUAAGUUAUAGGCUGUCCUCCACUCUGAGGCGUCAUGCAAGGCUUUCUUUACAUCGUGAUGGAAUCGAAACAUUCUUGUUAUAUCCAAUUGUUUGAGAAUUAAUGAAAUUAUGUUCAAUUAUU
Molecule: messenger RNA, 772 nt
Organism: Punica granatum (pomegranate)
Lineage: Eukaryota; Viridiplantae; Streptophyta; Magnoliopsida; Myrtales; Lythraceae
Source: RefSeq, a predicted model, not a curated record